This is a messenger RNA of Trichoderma harzianum CBS 226.95, 1401 nucleotides long. RefSeq lists its product as hypothetical. The transcript has 3 exons. The record is from RefSeq and is a predicted model, not a curated record. The coding region runs from base 1 to 1401 and encodes 466 amino acids. Gene Ontology annotation, molecular function: catalytic activity. NCBI's taxonomy places the organism in Eukaryota, Fungi, Ascomycota, Sordariomycetes, Hypocreales, Hypocreaceae.
AUGUCUAUCCCGAUACGACACCAAGGCGCAAUGGCCGAUUCGUCUAAUAUCAGUGCCGUCGACUCAAACAUGUAUAGAACAAUCUUUGGCGACGAUGCCAUGCGUUUCAUAAUGUGUGAUACGGCGUUCGAAGAGCGCAUGGUCCAAGUCGAGAUAUCGCUCGCUCGUAUACAGGCCAAUUUAGGUACUAUCCCUAAGCAAGCAGCUCAAGAUAUUGCCAAUGACUGCAAUGCCGCUAAAUUGGACCGUGGACGGCUCCAGCAGGAAACCGAAUUAGUUGGCCUCCCUGUCUGGGGGCUCGUACGCCAACUUAGUGCUAUGGUGAGAGAUGAAACGAGCGCUCGGUAUCUACACGGAGGGCUCAAUACGCACGAUGUCAUGGAUCUAGCCCGCUCUUUACAGAUGAAAGAUGCGCUGGAGCUCAUUUGUAGCCGAUUGGACACCAUACGAAAUCGCCUAGUGGCACUCACUCAUCAGUAUCGGAAGACGCCCAUGGUUGCGCGAACUCAUCUGCAGCAUGCUCUCCCAUCGACGUUUGGCUAUCGUACAGCCAUAUGGCUUACAUCGUUGGAUCGACAUUCAGAACGACUGCAACAGAUUAAACCUCGUCUUCUCUUAGCUCAGGUCGGUGGUGCUUCAGGAUCCCUAGCCUCUUUGAGUGAACAUGAACCGGAAGGAUUAAGGCUUGUAAGGGCUAUUUCUGAAGAAUUGGGUCUUUAUCAGCCAAAUAUGCCGUGGCACGCUGCAAGAGAUGGGCUCGCAGAGGUAGUUUCCCUACUGGCAUUGAUAGGCGGUUCUCUCGCCAAAAUUGCACUCGACAUCGUCCUGUUGCAAAUCCCUGAAGUCAGCGAAGUGGCCGAACCUUUCGUGGCACACAGAGGCGCUUCUUCCACCAUGCCGCACAAAAAUAAUCCUGUUUUGAGUGAGGCCAUUCUAGCACUUAGCAAGAUGUUGCGUCAAGAAGCUGGGCUGGCCCUCGAUGCUGUUCCGUCUGACUUUGAACGAGCGGGAUCAGGAGCGUGGCAGCUUGAGUGGGCAGCUCUCCCACAAAGUUUCACCUAUUGCUCAGCGGCACUAAAACAUACGGAAGAAGUUUUGACAGGUCUCCGAGUAGACGAGAAUCGGAUGCUACAUAAUCUGAACUUGUCACGCGGGCUGGUAGCAGCAGAGCACGUAGUUGUGGCACUUCACGAGAAGUAUGGUCGAGCACGCUCGCACGAUAUUGUAUAUGAGUGCUGUCGCCAAGCUGUACAGAAGAACCAGCAUUUGAGCAGCACACUGAAGCAACGAGAAGAUGUAACGAUUUGCCUUUCUGAUGCUGAGAUAGAUUGGUAUUGUGAUCCGGCCAAUUAUCUAGGCUUAACACCGAGAUUUAUUGAUAUAGCAUUGGCGGGAAGAUGA